Messenger RNA from Symsagittifera roscoffensis, 2327 nucleotides. Its product is annotated as solute carrier family 2, facilitated glucose transporter member 1-like. The record is from RefSeq and is a predicted model, not a curated record. NCBI's taxonomy places the organism in Eukaryota, Metazoa, Xenacoelomorpha, Acoela, Convolutidae. The transcript has 7 exons. The coding region runs from base 233 to 1819 and encodes 528 amino acids. Gene Ontology annotation, biological process: monosaccharide transmembrane transport. Gene Ontology annotation, molecular function: hexose transmembrane transporter activity. Gene Ontology annotation, cellular component: membrane.
UUGAAGUCAACCUAUCGAAUUAAAUUUACCAAUGGUGACCAAUUUAAACUGGACACACCGUUUAAACUGAUUACAUUCCAUUCGGUUCAAAUCCUGUAUUCUAUUCUUAAUUGAACCUUAAGACCAACUUGACUUUUAUUUUGCAAAUUUUUUUGCUUUUCUCUAGCUAACUUUUUUGGAGCUCUUUUUUGUUUAUAAAAAUUGCAAUAGAAACUUAACUGUUUCUUCAAAAAUGCCAAAACGUUCGUUUUCAUGCUCGAUGCAGAGCAAUGAUGAAGGCCAGUUUUUGAUUAACAACUUGAAAGACUCGAAGGAUUCAGGCAAACAAACUGGGCCGAGAAAAGGGGCGCAGGAGGGCUCUUGGACCCCAACUUUGUGUCUGUCUGCUUUCAGUGCUGUGAUUGGUGCAGCCUUGCCUAUGGGAUAUAACAAUGGAGUCCUGAACACGCCUGAGGAUAUAAUCAAGAACUUCUUUAAUCAGUCCCACUUACGCGAACACGACACCCCUUUCAAGCCUGACAAUCUCAACUUCAUGUGGAACCUCACAGUUGCCAGUUACUGUCUAGGAGCUCCUUUAGGCUGUCUGUUUGGCUCCUGGAUUGCAGAGAGGAUUGGAAGGAAGUCUUCGCUUCUUUAUCUGAACAUACUUCUGGUGGUUGGGGGACUGUAUCAAGUUGUCUGCUCCGAAGCGGGAUUUAAUCGGUAUCAAUUGUUUAUAGCUGGACGAGUCAUCAAUGGUUUCAAAGACGGCGCUGCUUGUGUCGUGUGUCCCAUGUAUCUCUCCGAAAUAGCCCCGAAUAAAAUCCGAGGCGGCAUCGGACUAAUGUUCCAACUGGCAGUCGUGUUCGGUACUCUUCUCGCGUCACUUCUCGGCUGUGAAAUCUGUCUCGGAACUGAAAAUCGGUGGCCCUUUUUGUUUGAUGUUCUACUCGGUUUUGGAUGUCUGCAAUGUAUUCUUCUAUCUCUAUGUCCCGAAAGUCCUCGGUUUAUUUUGAUCAAGCAGGGUAAUGCAGUCCUGUGUGAAAGUGAGUUGCGCCGAUUGAGGGGCGAUGGAUGUGACUUAGCGGCAGAGAUGCACGAGAUCAUUGACGAGGACAAGAAACUCAAGUCGGAACCGACAAGGACUCUCAAAGACUUCUUCCUCAUCAGAUCUCUGCGCAAGCCCCUCAUCCUGGCAUGUUUCAUGUCUCUGUCUCAGCAGCUGUCUGGAAUCAAUUCCAUGGCCACUUUCUCCGGAUCCAUCUUCAAGGCCGCCCUCAGCUCUCAGGUUCAGAAGAAAAGUGACCUAAAGAACUACAUGGUGGUGGCGAUGUGGGGUGUCAGUUUCCUCUUCACCCUAGUUGCAGUUCCCUUAGUUGACAGGGCAGGGCGCAAGGUCUCUCAUCUCACAGGUCUCAUUGGAAUGACUGCAUGCAGCUUGGUAGUGUCAUUUUUACUCAGCGACCUGCGAACUUCAGACGACCAAAACUGCCCUGGCAUCAAUCUGGACAAAUACCCCUGGACAAACUACCUCUCAGUAACCCUUCUCUUCAUCUACCUUAUCUUCUUCGCCAUUGGACCCAGUUGCGUACCGUGGAUGCUGACUCCGGAACUAUUCACAGUCGGGACAGUAUCCACCGCGGCUUCAAUCGCUGGAAUCGUAAACUGGCUUGCCAACUUUUCAGUCCAGUUUGGGUUUGGAACUUUACUGGAUUACUUAUGCGGCUGGGUGUUCUUAAUUUUCGUCGGGUUCAUGUCGUUUUUUAUUGUGUAUUUGAAAAUACAUCUACCUGAGACAAAAGGGAUGGCGAUAACUGAAAUUGUAGCACUUUUUGAAUGAUCACGUGAUGCUAUCCUGUAAUCAAAUUUAUGUAAGUUGGGCACUCAAAAAUUAUUAUGAUAUCUAAUGAUGACUUCGAAAGAAACUAGCUUAGAUAAUUUAUCAUUGAAACUGUCUUAGUUUUAAUUUCUUAACAUAAUAAGGCUCUCAUAUGGUGUUUUUUCCGCUUUAUUAGGACGCUGCCAUUUUUUAAGGUUUCAUGAAUAUGCUGGAGCGGAUUAAGGGGGGCGGGGAGGGGAUGGAGAACCCUUCUCAUCAGGGAGCCGACCCACUGCCAAACAAAAGGGUCCACCUUUGUACUAAUUUGAGAUAUCCAUUUUUGUUGACAGAACCUAAAAGUUUUCUUAUGGCGCCUCUGGGCCUAAUUUUGAGAGAGGAGCGCGCGCCAAAAAAAAAACACUUUUGGACUUGUUUUGGUCAAAAAUUUCCAAAAAAUGCCUAAAAACAACCAUUUUGACUUGUUUUUCAAAUAUUUUGCCAGAAAUUUUGCCCAAAACAGGGUCUUUUU